Messenger RNA from Sinocyclocheilus rhinocerous, 1419 nucleotides. RefSeq names its product zinc finger MYM-type protein 1-like. The transcript is spliced from 4 exons. The record is from RefSeq and is a predicted model, not a curated record. NCBI's taxonomy places the organism in Eukaryota, Metazoa, Chordata, Actinopteri, Cypriniformes, Cyprinidae. The coding region runs from base 1 to 1419 and encodes 472 amino acids.
AUGUUAAAUGCAGACCAUAGUCUUGCAUUUUGUGGCCACUCCGACAAAUUGUUUGAGUCUGGUAAUGGAAAUUUCCUUGGACAAGUACAAUUAAUGGCUCAGUUUGAUCCAGUGAUGCGUGAGCAUUUGAGGAGAAUUCAGACAAAAGAGCUAAGUGACACUUAUUUAAGUAAACAUAUUCAAAAUGAACUAAUUUCCAUUGUGGCAAAAUGUACAACUGAUGCAAUUGUUGAGAUUGUUGAGAGAGUAAAAACAGCCAAAUACUAUGCCGUGAUCAUGGACUACACUCCAGACCUCAGUCACAAUGAGCAGCUAUCAGUGGUGCUAAGAAUAGUUAAUUGUGAGUUAUCAAAGGGUGUCUCCAUCCAUGAGCACUUUGUUGGAUUUCUUCAGGCACUUGACACAACAGGAAAAGGCUUAUGCGAGACAUUUUUAGGCCACCUAGAAACACUAGGAUUGGAUCUGUACAACUGUCGAGGCCAAUCUUACGAUAAUGGAAGCAACAUGCAAGGUAAAAAGCAGGGAGUCCAAAAGAGAGUGCUGGAAUUAAACCCCAAAGCUUUAUGUGUUCCUUGUGGAAGACACACACUGAAUCUUGUUGUUGGUGAUGCAGCUAAGUCUUCUGUGAUGUCCAUCAGUUUCUUUGGGCUGUUACAGCGGCUUUACACUCUUUUCAGUUCCUCAGUUCACCGUUGGACCAUUCUCAAAGAACAUGUCAAGAAUUUUACACUGAAGGCAUUGUCAGCCAUCAGGUGGGAGUGUAGAGUUGAAGCUGUUAAAGCUAUUUGUUACCAGCUGCCUGAAAUUGUGAAGGCAUUAACUGCUCUAAAGGAGUACGCCACAGAGAAACGAGAUGCUGAUGUUGUCUCAACAGCUGAAAGCAUCUGCCAGGAGCUGCAGAGAUGGCCUUUUGUGGUAAGUACCAUCGUGCGGUACAAUGUGUUGUUCCAGAUAAAUAAAGUAAAUGCUAGGGAGAUAGCAGAUAAGCUUGAGGUGGAGAUGAGCUGGCCUGAGGUGCGUCAGAGAAGAAAAACUAAACAGUUUGAGUAUGAGGGAACAGAGCACACUCAGUCAACUGCAGAAGAGCUCUUCAAAAGAGAGGUUUUUCUGCCUCUAAUAGAUACUGCUCUUGUCACAGUAGAGGACAGAUUUUCCAACAUGGAAAUCUUCUACAAGCUUUAUGGAUUUCUCUACUCUACUGAAAUAAUGAGAAGCACUGAGAAUGAAGGGAAGCUGGAUGAAUGCUGCCCCAGAUUAGAACAGAAAUUGGAUGACAUUGAUGCAGAAGACCUGAAGCUUGAGGACAGGCUGUCUGCACUUGCUGUUAUCUCCAUCGAGCAGGAAGUCAGGAAGUCACUGGAUAUGGAAUCUGUGAUUGCAAGAUUUGCUGAGGCCAAAGCUCGCAAGGCCAGAUUUUAG